Molecule: messenger RNA, 1717 nt
Organism: Cololabis saira (Pacific saury)
Lineage: Eukaryota; Metazoa; Chordata; Actinopteri; Beloniformes; Belonidae
Gene: polr3g
Product: polymerase (RNA) III (DNA directed) polypeptide G
Exons: 8
Coding region: 381-1028 (215 amino acids)
Biological process (GO): transcription by RNA polymerase III
Cellular component (GO): RNA polymerase III complex
Source: RefSeq, a predicted model, not a curated record
CGGUCUCGUAGUUGUCCCCGUUGGCCAGGGCGUCCACCUCGGCGCUGUGCACCCCCACCUGCUGGAACUGGUGCAGCCCCCCCGCAUGGUCGAAGUGGGCGUGGGUGGCCACGGCCAGCAGCGGGUUCUUCCUCUGCGGGUCUUUGCCCAGCAGCCCCUGGGAGUCGAUGUAGUCGGGCAGGCUCCUCAAGCCCAGCCCCGUGUCGAUCACCACGUCCUGGUGCGUGCCGCGCAAGAGCCAGAUGUUGGCCCGGUUGUCGGACUGGUAGAACCGCUCCUGGAUCCAGAACAGUCCGUCUCCGAGCGACUUGUGAGCGUACCAGUCUGCUGCAGACAUCCCCGGACAUGCGCUUGUCGAGGUACAGGACAGUCCUGCUGCCAUGGCGGGCAGGGGCCGUGGGGUGGCCUCCUUCACCUUCAACAUCGAUGCUCUGGGCAUCGGCAGAGGGAGCAUGCCAGAAGCCAGGGUGGGGCCCACUCCUCUGUUUCCAAAUACUGAAUUUAAACCAGUUCCCUUAAAAGCUGGCGAAGAUGAAGAGUACAUGCUGGCUUUAAAACAGGAGAUGAGGGGAACAAUGCAGAGGCUACCACACAACAUCAAGAUUCAGUCCAGGAAAGCAGACGUGGAGAAAUACACAGAGAGAUAUCUGAAGCAACGCCAGAUUGAGGAUGAGGAAUGGACUCCAGACUGGAACCUCUUUCCAAAAGAACUGAGACCCCAGCGUAAAAAGCCUCGAGUUAAAACAGACCCAAAGAAGAAAAUUGUGAAGACAUCUCAGAAAGAUAAAGCGGAUGUGCUGAACAAACUGGAUGAACUUGCCAAAAAAGAUGAUGGGAACCCUGAAAAAUCAGAUGAUGAGACUGUGAAGAAAAAAGGGGAGGAGGAGGAGGAGGAAGAAAUUGAGGGGGAAGAAUUGGAUGAAGAGGAUGUUGAAGAGGAUAAUGAUUACAUUGAAAGCUACUUUGACAACGGUGAAGAAUUUGGUGCCCACAGUGACGACAACAUGGAUGGUGAAGCGACGUACUGAAGCAAUACGGCCCAAACAUGCACCGUUUAACAAUCAUGUGAAAGUUUACACUCGUUUAUUAUCAGUUAUGUUGGGAACAUUGCUUGGCAAUGAUGAUUUGCAUUAUUUUGUGGAGAUUUUUGAGACAUUUUCUUUAAAUACUGUAAAUAAUAAAUGCCUAAAUAUGAGCAGAAUUCAGAAAAAGGAUUUAUUCAAAAUAGAUUUAUUUAUUCUCCAGCCUGCAGCACAUUUCCACAGGUUGAAAGGCACAUACUGUCAACAAUACAUGAUGCCCUGUCUUAAAAUGUCAAGGAAACACUGUGAUAAAAUAAAAGGGCUAUAUAAAGUCUAAAAGUUCACACAAUUACAGCUAUGUCAUGUAGGAAUACUGUGCAUUUCCCAUGUCCCUAACAUGCUUUAUUUUUUAAAAGGAAGAAUGCAAUUUUCUCAAAGCCUAGCUAACAACACAGGUUCAAAUGCUUUAAUAGAAUGUAGGAACUUAAUUUAACUGGCAAAUGAAUACUGAUGGUGUAAGUAAAGGCAAACUCUCAUUUUUGAAUAAACUAUAAAUAAACACAGUGGUAUCAGUCCUACUUUUGCAAUAGUGUAUGUUGUUCUUGUCCCAACUGUAGUUUACCAAAAACAAAAAACCUUUUCACCUCACUGUUUAACAUAUCCGACCAUAAAUAAAUACUUUAAUACUUUCUGGA